This is a messenger RNA of Paramormyrops kingsleyae, 5912 nucleotides long. It is a transcript of the gene yeats2, whose product is annotated as YEATS domain containing 2. NCBI's taxonomy places the organism in Eukaryota, Metazoa, Chordata, Actinopteri, Osteoglossiformes, Mormyridae. The record is from RefSeq and is a predicted model, not a curated record. Gene Ontology annotation, biological process: regulation of DNA-templated transcription.
CCCAGUGGCAAUCCAGUAGAAUGGCGCGGCCUAGCUGAUUCUGGCGCUUCAUGGCGCUGAGAACCUUCCACCCAAAGAAAGCAUUGUGCCUGGGAAGGGAAAAAGGGGACUGCGACGAAACCGCCGUCUUUCCCAGCGGCAUAUUCUGCAAACAGAGCUUCGGGACCGUGUUUGCGGUCCGCGGAAACCAUCCCCAGUUCACUGGGUUUGCAGCUUUUUGUCUCAUCUCCGCUUCUCUCUAGUUGUCCGCUAUUUGGUCCUGACUGAAGUUGCAGAGAUGUCAGGCAUUAAGAGGAAGAUUGAGGACAAUGAUCCAGACUAUGAAGACAUAUCUGUGGUGCCCAAAAACAAGAGGCUCAAAGCAGUGGAACAAAAUGCUCGGGAAGUGACUGUGCAGAAGAUUGAAGGCAUCAUCAAGGACCAGUUCUCGCUGGAGAUGAAGAGCAAGGAGCACGAGAUCGAAGUGAUCGGACAGCGUCUCAACGAAGCAAGGAGGAUGAUGGACAAGCUGCGUGCCUGCAUUGUGGCCAAUUACUACGCCAACGCCAGGCAGCCCAAGGUGCUCGAGCCUGGCAAGAGCGACGCCUCAGUCCUGAACCACCCGGCCAUCAAACGCUUCUUGGAGUCCCCCUCCCGGUCCUCGUCGCCCUUCAACCAGGGCUCGGAAACGCCUUCCCUGGUGCCCUCGGAAGCUGAGUCGCUGUCCCAGAAUUCCCGGCAGGCGGAGGGGCCUGAGCAGGAGGAGGGGCCGAGGCCGGAGCGGAGACCAGGCCGCAAUGUGGGCAAGGACAGCUUUGGUGUGCUGCCCCCUGUGGACGCAGAGUCACGGUUUACAUUCCAUGCCUCCAGAGAGGACUCAUCACGCCUGUAUGUGAAGAAGACCAUCGUGGUUGGGAACGUGUCCAAGUACAUCCCCCCAGACAAACGAGAAGAGAACGACCAGUCCACACACAAGUGGAUGGUGUACGUCAGGGGUUCCCGGCGAGAACCCAGCAUAGACCACUUUGUUAAGAAGGUCUGGUUCUUCCUGCACCCCAGUUACAAGCCCAACGACCUGGUGGAGGUCAGUGAGCCCCCGUUCCACCUGACCCGCCGCGGCUGGGGGGAGUUCCCCGUUCGCGUGCAGAUCCAUUUCAAAGACGCCCGGAACAAGCGUGUCGAUAUCAUCCACCACCUGAAGCUUGACAGGACGUACACAGGCCUGCAGACCCUGGGGGCAGAGACGGUGGUGGAUGUGGAAUUGCACCGGAACAGCCUGGGGGAGGACCUUGUUUCCUUCCCCUGCUCCUCCUCCUCGUCAUCUUCCUCCUCAUCUUCCUCCCAGCAGGCAGUUGCCACCCACCUCCCUUCCUCCACACCCCAGGCCCCCCUCCCAGCAUCAGGGCUCCCAGCCUCCCCGGGGUCGAUUUCCCAGGAUUCUCACGCCAUCACAGAGAAAGGUCAUCCCACCAAGAGUGAGCUUGGCCGUUCGGGCAGCUACAGCCUCCUGUCCUCCGACCGCACCCCGUCCCGCCCCAAGGUCCUGGAGAAGAUCACUCUAGGCUCCCACAGCAACUCCGCCUUUCAGCCAAUCACGGCCAGCUGCAAGAUCGUGCCGCAGGGACAGGCCCCCAAUCCCGCGGAGUCUCCCGGGAAGUCAUUCCAGCCAAUCACCAUGAGCUGUAAGAUUGUGUCUGGCUCUCCCAUCUCCACCCCCAGCCACUCGCCCCUCCCCCGCACUCCGACCUCCACGCCCGUGCACAUGAAGCAGGGAUCGUCCGUCAUCAACAACCCGUACAUCAUUGUGGACAAGCCCGGUCUGGUUGCCGGCAUGGGUUCCCCCAGCGCCGCCGUCUCCGCAGGCAGUCCGACGGGCAAGCAGACGUCCGCGGUCCAGGCAUCCCCAGGAACCCACUCCCCAGCCCCGAAGGUGCCUGCCGGAAGCUUCCUGUCCUCCGGGGUGAAGGUCAUCAUCAAGCAGGAGCCGGGGGAGGUGUCCACAACACCGCAGCAGCCAGUACAGCAGGUGCUGGUUUCUGCAGCCACGCCGCAGCACGCAGCCGCGCAACAGUUUGUGGCAGUGAAGGGAGGGCACGUGAUUGCUGUGUCGCCGCAGAAGCAGAGUGCUGGACCUGCUGCGCCCGGCAUGACUCAGAACAAGGUGGUUGGAAUCCCUGUUGGCUCAGCCCUGCAGUCUGCUGUGAAGCAGGUGGCCAUCAGCAGUGGGCAGAUCCUCGUGGCCAAGUCCAGCCCGGCUGUCUCCAAGGUGAUGGGACAGAAGCAGGUGAUUGCCCAGGGUGUGGCCAAGGCCAUCGUGAGCGGGGCUGGCGGCAGCAUCGUGGGCCAGCAGGUGCAGACGGUCACCAAGGCAACAGCCACUUCUUCUGGAGCUGCUAAAGCUGGAGGCCAGGGGUCAGUCAUGGCCACUCUCCAGCUUCCAGCCAACAACCUGGCCAGCCUGGCCAACCUGCCCCCUGGCACUAAGCUCUACCUGACUACCAACAGCAAGAACCCCUCUGGCAAGGGCAAGCUGCUUCUGAUCCCCCAGGGGGCCAUUCUGCGUGCCUCCAAUCCCUCAGGUCAGCAGCCACAGGCCACGCCCCAAUCGGGGGCAGGGACUUCCCAAGCUCCUCCCUCCACCAGCAGCAGCAGCAGCUUGCCUUCAAACCUGUCCUACACCUCGUACAUCCUCAAACAGACUCCGCAGGGAACAUUUCUGGUGGGCCAGCCGGUGGCGCCGGGGACCGGGAAGCCUGGGUCCGGUCCUUCAGGAGGGAACAGCACGUCUUCAACCACACCGGUGCCCCAGCAGGCCAUCCGGGUGACGGCAGGACAGAAGGCCGCCAUCCUCGCCCAGGUGGUGGGCGGGUCCCAGGGCUCCCAUGUGAAGCUGUCGGACGGCUCUGUGAAGACUGUGGCGGCAGCAGCUCACCUAUCAAAGCCGAGCGGCACCGCGCUGAGGAUGGCGGGCAGCGUGGUGGCGGCCCCCAGCUCUGCCGUCAUGCCCCACGGGGUCGCCACAGCAACCCCUUCCCAGCAGCCUGCCGAGGGGUCCGGCCCGUCUUCCGGCUCAGCCGGGCCAUCCGGCGGCAAAGCCGUCGCCCCGCACCCGCUGCUGGUAGCGGCCAGUCAAGCGGGCAUCAGUGGCACCCCUAAGGGCACUGUUGUCAUGGCGAAGGGAGGCGGCCCGGCCGCCGUGGUGACCGUCGCCAAGAGUGUGAACGUGCCGGUCAUCAGCCUGUCCAAGGGGGCAGCCGCAUCCCUGGUGGGUACGCCCAAGAACGCUGGCCCCUCCCUCGUCGCCGCGACCACCUCCCUGGUCCCGUCAGCAGGGGGUGCUGUGAGUGGGAAACCCGCUGCUCUGUCAGGUAUGCUGAAGAUCCACUCUGGCCAGGCCAGUGCCCAGCAGACUGUGCUAACCAUCCCUGCCAACCAGCUGAAGCAGCUGGGGGUGAGCAGCUCCUCUGGGGGGGGUCUGCAGACCAUCCUGAUGCCUGUCAGCAAAGUGGUACCAUCAGGCUCGACCGUGAAAGCUCUGGCCAGCUCCACCCCAGUCGCGGCCGCCGCUGCUCCCCCCGCCACCGCGCCAGGCAGGAGUGCGGCCACGCCCCCAGCCCUGCCCACCGCCGCCGCAGUACCCCCCGCCACUCAAGUGAAGACGGAGCCCGGCGUGACUGGAGCCCCUGCUGGUGCUGCCCCGCCUCCGGGUGCAGAAGGCUCCGCCCCCAUCACCGCCCCCGGGCCCGUCAAGCAGGAGCAGGGAACGGAGUCGGGACACGACCUCAUCGACACGGAGCACAUAGAGAAUCUGCCACAGCUGCUGACAGCUGCCGUGAAGAAGUUUCCGCUGAUCGUCCCCGAGAAGACCGAGGACUCGGCCCCCUUCUGCGCCGACUCACUGGAGCAGUACUACUCUUGGAACAUCGGGAAGCGGCGCGCUGCUGAGCUCCAGCGAGCCGUGGCUGUGAAGAGGCUCGUCCAGGACGUGCUGGAGAAAUCCCCAGGCCUGCAGGCCAGUGCCCUCCCUAAGACCAGGGAGGUGGUGCAGUGGUGUAGGCAGAGGGGUUACACCCCCCCCGACCCGGAGCCCCAGCGCAGCGAGGAGGACUCUAUCGAGGACAUCCUCACCCAGAUCGACAGCGAGCCUGAAUGCCCUUCGACACUGCUGGAUGCGGAGGAGCUGUGCCAGCGGCUGGAGGAGCUGCAGGCGCUGCUGAAGACGGAGGCGGAGCCGGAGGAUGAGCCGCUGGACAUCGUGGGCGUGGCCGAGCCCGCCUGCCAGCUGCGGGUCAAGCAGGAAGAGCUGGGCGAGGAGCAGGAGUCCCACUUUUACCUGGGCCCGUCGGCCACCUCGCAUUUUGUCAGAGACGCUGCCCAGCAGAUCGGAGUUUCCUUCCAGCCGGUAGAGGUGGAGAAGAACGUUUACGCCCCAGUGGUCGAGGAAAUGAUCCUGAAGGCGGUGGAGCAAUUUGCCAGUGAGGUCCUGAGGGAGUCUCUCGCUGGGGCGUACCUCAAAGCUCCACAAAACAGGGCUCCCAGGGAGAUCACGGCCAUAGAUGUCCACCAGGCAGUAGCUGGCAUUGCCGCUUGCGACUUCCUGACCAACAAGUACAUGGGCUGCCUGGUGAAGGAUGAGGCCCACACAGACUGAGCAUGCCCAGUGGCCAGGGGGUGGGCCAUGCAGGGGCGUGUCCCCACGCAGCCCCUGUCAAGGUGGCCGACAUGAUUCGGUUUAAUCCCAGAGCAUGAGGACCUCUACUGUGGUCUGAGACCGAGAUUGGCGCUCAGUAAGCAGCAGUAAGAAUGGUAAUAGGGUCAUCGCUGGUUGACCUAAAGGGCCACAAACAAAGCCCCUGCCGGUUUUAGUGCCUGCCGCUUGGGUCCCGUCUCUUCAGCUCAGUCUCUCUGGCAUGCAGAGCUGUGGCUGAACGGAGCUCCUGACCGCUGCCCAUCUCGUACCCGGGCCAGUACGGUUUCCAUGUUGAGCGCUGCAGGAAUUCUGCCAUUUCUCAUUGACUGACCCCUUGUGGUCAAAUCUAAGACGCACUAAAAGGUAUAUCAGAACAUGCUGACUGUGUAGGUGAGGACUGAGGGUGAGAGUCAGAGGAUGACUGACAUUCAGUGGUCGCUAAGCUAAGUAGGGUAGCUUCUUCAACCUUGAACUUCUGUGGUUCCUAUCAGUGCGUGAAUGAACUUACCUAUGCUCCUUCAUUCCCCCCACCUACAAUUACCCCCCCCCCCCACCAGAGCCUUUUAUCAGUGUUUUAUCACUAUAGCAUUGUGACAUAACGGAAUCAAUGUUUUAAAAGUAUUUGUGUAGGCUUUCUGGUUUCAGUCAGCCGUCGUGAUAAACACUCGUAUCUUCUGUCUGGUCCAGAGGUUGCCGACGACAGUCCCGUCCCAGUGUUUCCUGGUGUGUUGGAAUUCCGCGAAAACGCUGUAAGAAUGGCGUGUGUGGCAAACCUCGCUGCUCACCGGCAAUUUUACAGCAGUGACAUACUGUCUCAUCAAAGCGUGUUAUUUACACAAUAAGAUUACUUUCCUCAUAUUUUAUGAUCAGUAUUCCUGUAGAACAAAUUAAAUCUAAUAGGAGAGUUAACUAGUGACCUAACUAGUUAUGACUUUUAGUUUCACGACAACUAGAGAACAUAUUGGAAGUAUUGUUUUUAACACAGGUGUUCCUGUAAUAUAUUGUUGGCUAAAAUAUGACAGUGUAUGCAGGAGACUGACUGCUGCACUGUUGUUACGGUUCGCGGCGUUUUAUGUCCUGCCUUUAUAGAACAGAGAGUAGAGAAGCUUCCAGAAGGAAUGCAUGCGAGUCUGUUGGUUCUGUGAUAAGCUGGGUUAUGGUCCUGACCUCUCCCCACAUUCCCUGCACACAUGAAAACUGAAUUAAUAUUCUUGUAUUAAAAAUGAAAAAGUUAUUUAAAGUG